Molecule: messenger RNA, 1373 nt
Organism: Nanorana parkeri
Lineage: Eukaryota; Metazoa; Chordata; Amphibia; Anura; Dicroglossidae
Gene: FAM3C
Product: family with sequence similarity 3 member C
Exons: 10
Coding region: 143-832 (229 amino acids)
Source: RefSeq, a predicted model, not a curated record
UCCUGUUGUUUCCGCAAGGCAUGAUGGAUGUUGUAGUUUCUCUCCCUCUGUAGCAUUUGAUCGGUUGCUGGUUGGCAGUUCGGAGUGGACAUCGCACAUCAGGAGGAAGUUUAAAAGAACGUUGCCAUAGCUGGUGUGAAACAUGAGAAUAGCAGGAGCUAUAAAAUUUGUUGUAGCAGUAGCAGCCUUUUUACUCACCUUUUAUGUGAUAUCCCAAGUAUUUGAUCUUAAAAUGGAUUCCAAUUUAGGAAAAUUUUUGGCUCGAUCAGCCCUGGAUAAUGUGGCACAUCCCACUACUAAGGCUCCGAGAUAUAGAUGUGGAAUUUCAAAGAUUUGUCCAGAGAAGCAUUUUGCCUUUAAGAUUGCAAGUGGAGCAGCUAAUGUGGUUGGGCCGAAGAUUUGUUUGGAUGAUAAUGUAUUAAUGAGCGGUGUGAAGAACAAUGUUGGUCGUGGCAUAAACACUGCUCUAGUGAAUGGGAAAACAGGAGAGCUGAUAGAAACCAAGUAUUAUGAUCUCUGGGGAGGAGAUGUAGCACCUUUUAUUGAAUUUAUUAAGAAAAUUCAAGAUGGAACAAUAGUGUUAAUGGCAACGUAUGAUGAUGGAGCAUCAAAACUCAAUGAUGAAGCACGGAAAAUAAUUUCAGAGCUUGGAAGUUCAGCUAUCACUUCUUUAGCUUUCAGAGAUAACUGGGUGUUUGUCGGUGGAAAAGGUAUUAAGACCAAAAGUCCAUUUGAACAGCACAUCAAGAAUAAUAAAGACACAAACAAAUACGAAGGCUGGCCAGAGGUGGUGGAAAUGGAAGGCUGCAUUCCUCAGAAACAGGCUGAGUGAAUGAAGCUGGUAGAACACUUCAAUAAUGGACUUGAAUCAAAUGCAUCUCAGAAAACUUGUACUUUUGGUAUACUGAAAGAUUUCAUCAGUCAUUGUUGAUGUGAGCAUGAGUCUACACUCUUGAGUGUGAGAAACGUAUUUAUUGUUGAACUAAAUAGGUAUUUUUGUAAAGACUUAUAACUAUAGAAGACGAAGAAAGAAUAGUUCAGAAUAUGUGCGUUAUCCAGGCUGUGGUGCACAGCCGAAUGAACUGUUAUGCAAGUCAUGGAACUGUCGCAGUGGCACUAUUCAUUUUUCUUUUGAAAAGUAGCUUUUUUUUUUCCGUUGGGAUAUAUACCACCAAAGAUUUUGAGGGUUUUUUUUUUUAAUUUUUAUUUUACUUUUAAUAGAAUUACCCUUGUUUGCACCAUAGCUGUUUAAUAAGCAUUUGUUUUUGUAUUUGAGUAGAAUUUUAACAAACCGGUCUCUGUCUACUGGUUUUUCUCCCCCCCCAUGCCUAUUAUACAGGACCACUUUACUAAUGAGGGUUUCUAGUAAAUGG